CGUACCUCAAAAACAAUGGAGAUUCCUUCUCUUAAUAAGCAGCAAGAGUUCACUCUCGCCUCCGUCACUGAUCUCACUUCUCCUGACUCAUCUCUUUCGUCAUCGUCUGUUGUAGCUACGUUUUCAUGUGUUAAUGAAGUCAAGGAACUCCGAUUUCAGGAAUCUGAAUCGUCCGAUUGUUUCAGUUUUGAUCUUAGUUCGACUCAGUUGUUCAAGCUGGGGCAGCUUCAGUUCAUUUGUGUAGCUGAUAGUUCAGGCUCUGCAAUGGAGAAAUCCUCAUUCUGUCGAGGAGUUGUAAUAAAAUUUAGAGAUGAGAAGGAAAGCAAGGACUUUUGUGAUUCAUUUGAGGAAUGUAAAAAGGAUUCUGUUAAACAAGGAUCAUCCGUGCCGAACGGAACUGUUGUUUCAGCUAAUAAAAGCAAGUUCGAUGAUAAGAUAGAGGCUGCUUCAGCCAAAAUGUAUUUCCAUUAUUAUGGACAACUUUUACAUCAGCAAAAUAUGCUGCAGGAUUAUGUGAGGACAGGUACAUAUCAUGCUGCAGUCAUGGAGAACCGUUCAGAUUUUUCUGGCCGUGUUGUUGUCGAUGUAGGCGCUGGAAGUGGAAUUUUGUCAUUGUUUGCUGCACUGGCUGGUGCCAAGCAUGUGUAUGCUGUGGAAGCGUCAGAAAUGGCUGAAUAUGCCCGUAAGCUGAUUGCUGGAAACCCAUUACUUGCUGAACGGAUCACAGUCAUCAAGGGAAAAAUUGAGGAUAUUGAGUUGCCCGAGAAGGCCGAUGUUUUGAUCUCUGAACCAAUGGGCACCCUAUUGGUCAAUGAGAGGAUGUUGGAAACAUAUGUUAUUGCUAGGGACCGCUUUCUGUCUCCAAACGGAAAAAUGUUUCCGACAGUUGGAAGGAUCCACAUGGCACCUUUCGCCGAUGAAUUCUUAUUUGUUGAAAUGGCAAAUAAGGCUUUGUUUUGGCAGCAACAGAACUAUUAUGGCGUUGAUUUGACACCUCUAUAUGUAUCAGCCCACCAGGGUUAUUUUUCCCAGCCCGUGGUUGAAGAACAAUUUUACGAGAUUGAUAUCCCGUUGAAGUUCACUGCGUCUGUGUGUACCAGAAUUCAUGGACUUGCGUGCUGGUUCGAUGUUCUCUUUGACGGGAGCACGGUGCAAAGAUGGUUCACGACUGCUCCUGGUGCACCAACAACCCAUUGGUACCAAAUAAGAUGUGUUCUCUCGCAGCCUAUUCAUGUCAUGGCAGGGCAAGAGAUCACUGGUAGACUUCAUUUGGUUGCCCACAGUGCUCAGAGUUAUACUAUAAAUCUAACUCUCUCAGCUAAAAUGUGGGGACCCGGUGCCAAUCAAGGUGGAAUCCUCCAGACAUCAUCAUGCAAACUCGAUCUAAAGGAACCCUAUUAUAGAAUGUCUCAGCCACAAGUUUACCCUACACAAGAACCACCAGCUCAGUCGCAAGACAUACAUAUACAUAGCGAUGACUUGGAAGAAGUAGAGUUACUACAACAAACCGCAAACGCUCAGCUCUAGAACUAGUAGAACUAGAAUUGCUUCUGUCCAUGCCUUUGUACUUUGUGUUUGCUUUCUACGAUUUAGCUCUAAUUUUCAAACAUUAAACCUUGCGUAUUAGU
Messenger RNA from Arabidopsis arenosa, 1628 nucleotides. The record is from the annotation of a GenBank genome assembly. Lineage: Eukaryota; Viridiplantae; Streptophyta; Magnoliopsida; Brassicales; Brassicaceae.